AUGGAGCAAAUCCUACGUCGAGAGCUCAAGACAUGGCAGAAAUCAUUCAAGGCAAAGCACGGACGCGAUCCUACAAAACGUGACAUUCUCGCCGACCCCGCCAUCGCUGGAACUUACGAUACGUGGCAGGCCGUUGGAGGUGAUGCAAAGGCCAAAUCCAAACCUCGGUCUUCGGGUGCUUCGAGCACCGCCUCCAGCUCGAAGCAGAAACUAGACGAGAAUGCCAGAGAGGAGGUCUUCAAGACGCCUUCCAAGAAACGACCGUCCAGCAGACCAGGUGCAAGCUCUACGAGACUGACGGGAUCGCCGUCGAAGAACCCGUUCCGAACACCCACGAAGUCUCAGCGAGCAGUAGCGGCAUCAGCCGUAACACCAGGGAAAAGCCGGAACCCCUUCGCAUCGCCAACCAAACCUCCCUCGCCAGAAGUCAGUCCAGCUCGAUCCCUGAUCGAAGUCGAAAUGACGCCCACAAAACGUUCGCCCCUCCUCGACACAUUUUCACGCCGGAACAACUUCACACCGACCAAGCCAUCUCUGUCCCACCAACAUCAGCAGUAUGUCGCAUCCUCGCCAUCGAAGCUGCGUACGACCCUCGAGGCGUCGAUCUCUGCACGAAGGACCCCCACGAAGACCGCCAAAUCGCGUGCUGUGGAUGGCGAUGCAGCACUAAACGCUGCACUGGUAGCCUACACGCCGAGAACCAAGGCGAGGAAGCGGCUGCGUGGCGAGGAUGUACCGCCGACACCCGUGGCGACGCGGCGGGUCGUGUCCGCGGGGAAUCUGGUAGCGAAGACGGAACCGAGACCGGUGCAGAGGGGAUUGGGAGCGUUUGGGUUUGCGAGCGGUCGCAAGGUGAGCGCUCCCAGCUCUGCGGGUGUUUUCAGUCGUGCGCGUAGCGUUGUACAGACGAGGGCGGAGGAGGACGAGGAAGAUGUGGACAUGCACGACGAAUCGCCUGUCAAAGCGGUGCGUCAGCUGCGUCGUGCAGCGUCUGGGUUCAGACCGCUUUUCGCUUCGCCGGGUGGGAAUCAUGCGCCGCAGGACGUGAUCGGUGUUCCCCCUGCCGCUGCUCGAAGGGGCGAUGGUCGAAAGGAGGCGGAGGACGAUGCGGAUGCGGUCAUGGAUGACGAUAGGGUGUCGCCGGUGGGUGGACUAUUUGCUACGCAGGUGGCGCAACGUCGACGCGCGCGCGAGUCAGAGUCCCCUGUCAAAGCGGUGGCGGGUACAGAUGUCGUCAAGAAGCACAAGAUUCGUCCAGCGUUACAGCUCCCCUCGUCGAGCGAUGUUGAUGACGACGACGUUUCGCUACAGAGGGGUGCAUACGCCUCUUCCAGCCCAGCACCCUACCGUCGCAGCACCGGUGCAUCUUCUUCACCGCACACCGACCUCACUAUCCCCAGCAGCACGGCUCGCCCUUCCUCCGCCGACCACUCGUUCCUCUCGAAGAAUCGCAAGUCGAACACAGCGAGCAGCAGUCCCACGCACUCCCAUGACCUCCCCCCUCCACCUGCUGCACGGAGCGCAACUGACUCUUGGAGAAAAGUCCACUCGGUCGAGCUAUCCGACUCGGAAGAUCCUCUUCCGCAACCGGGUCACGUCAAAACCCUCACCAUCACACCCUACCAACGCUAUGGUACCUAUACCGCAUCGUCGCCCUUUACAGCGUUUGACGAAGACGACACGUCCUACACACUUCCUCACCCACACCGGGACAUCAGUACAUCCCCCAGCCUCUCGGACGACUCACCUCCCUCCUUCGCAGGUCUCAAACUUUCCCCUGUCCACCUCCCCCGUCGUCACAUCAACCACCACCUGCUCAAUUCGAUCUUCGACCCAACCACCACUACCAAACACACGUUCAAUCCAGAAGCUAGAUCCGGUCCACUACAACCUUCCGCUUCAAGCGAUGACGAGUCAAACCCCCUUCAUCUCAAUCACAUUUCCAGCAACGAUCACUCAGACUCCGACGACGAUUGGCAUCAAGAGGUCGAUCAGGACUUUACCUUUAUCGACUCGGAAAUCGAUCUUCAGGACGUCGCUUAG
Molecule: messenger RNA, 2043 nt
Organism: Pseudozyma hubeiensis SY62
Lineage: Eukaryota; Fungi; Basidiomycota; Ustilaginomycetes; Ustilaginales; Ustilaginaceae
Exons: 1
Coding region: 1-2043 (680 amino acids)
Biological process (GO): DNA replication; mitotic DNA replication preinitiation complex assembly; DNA replication initiation
Cellular component (GO): DNA replication preinitiation complex
Molecular function (GO): single-stranded DNA binding; DNA replication origin binding
Source: RefSeq, a predicted model, not a curated record